AUGUGGGCGGCCGCCAAAGACUAUUGGCUGCCGCCAGACCCCUCGGACCUCGCAGCAGCGGCGGCCGCCGUCGCGGGCGACGCCGCGGGGGACGACGAGGAUGAUGAUUCCGGUGCGCCCGGCCUGGGGGGCAGGCCGGCGGGCGGGCCAAGCGUAAUCAACGGGCUGGCGCUCCCGAACGCCGCGGCCGGCCCGCAGCAGCAGCAGCAGCAGCAGCAGGGGCAGGCACCCCUCGCGGCGCUCGUCGCCCGCGUCCGCGCCGGCGGCGUGCGGCUGACGCGCGGGCAGGUGGAAGCCGCCAGGAAGCUGCUCGAGCUGCGGGAGGCGGCGGCGCGGCGGCGGGAGGCGUUUGUGUCUGCGCUGUGGGGGCUGUCUGCGAUUGGGGGGUCGUGGCUGUUCCAGGAGGAGGUGGAGGCGCUGCUGCAGGUCGCCGCCCCCUCGCUGCCGGCGUGGCGCCUGACCGGCCGCGAGGCCGCCGACGCGCUGUGGGCGCUCGCAAACGCGCGCCACUGGACGCCGCUGCUGCCGCGGCUGGAGGCGGCGGUGGUGCGGGCGGGCGGCGCUAGGGCGCUGCGGGCGGGGCAGGUGUCUGCUGUGAUGUGGUCAUUUGCCACCCUGGGCCACACCCCCUCUGACCUCCUGCGGGGCCUGGCGCAGGGCUGGGGCUCCGGACGAUCAGGCGGCCUGCGGUCGCUGCAGGCCGGGCAGCUGUCUGCUGUGGUGUGGUCCCUUGCAGUCAUGGGCCAGGCCGGGUCCGACGCCUUCAGGCUGGCCUGGGGCGAGGUCUGCCGCCGCGGCCCCGCGCUGGCCGCGCAGCGGCACCACCUAGUGCAGAUCUGGCAGGCCGCCCUCGAGGCGCGGCUGCAGCAGGAGGACGGCGGCGGCGCGGGCGGCAGCGACGACGGCAGCAGCAAAGGGCUGCUGGAGACGGGUGUUGGCAGCGGCGGCGGCGGCGGUGGGAGCGGGGCGGCGGCUUUGCUGGCGGCGGCCGAGGCGGCGUUUGUGUCGGAGGGGGCGGCGCUGCGGGGGAAGGUGCACAGCAGCUACCAGCGGGGCAUCGCCAACGCGCUGACGGGGAUGCGGGUCAUGCACGUCCUGGAGGACUCCUCCACGGGAUACUCUGUCGACGUGGCCAUCCCCUCCCUGCGGGUCGCCAUUGAGGCGGACGGGCCAUCCCACGUAUCGCGCACCAAGCGCAAGCCGCAACCCCAAGCCGGCGCCCGCGGCGCCAGCGCCGGCGCCGCGGUGCCGCUGGGCGCGACGCUGAUGAAGGCGCGGCACCUGCGGCGGCUGGGGUGGCGCGUGGUGAACGUGACCUUUGAGGAGUGGGACGCGCUGGGGUCGGCGGCAGCAAAAGAGGCGUUUUUGAGGGAUAGGAUCGGGCGCGCGGUCGGCGGGGACGGGUGA
Molecule: messenger RNA, 1407 nt
Organism: Monoraphidium neglectum
Lineage: Eukaryota; Viridiplantae; Chlorophyta; Chlorophyceae; Sphaeropleales; Selenastraceae
Exons: 5
Coding region: 1-1407 (468 amino acids)
Biological process (GO): regulation of mitochondrial mRNA stability; mitochondrial RNA processing; chloroplast rRNA processing
Cellular component (GO): mitochondrial matrix; ribonucleoprotein granule
Molecular function (GO): RNA binding
Source: RefSeq, a predicted model, not a curated record